CCCGGCUCUCCCCAGUUUAACUGCGGUUACAGUCAGAACUCCGCCCCUUCUCCUCCGCCCCCAACACCCCCUCACACCGCCCCUCCGGACGCCACGCACCCUGAGCGGACGCUCUACCUGUUUCCCAGUGCUUAUCCUUCCCUCUAAGGGAACCUAAGAGACCAGGUGAUGGCAGCUCUGCUCCCAUUGAUGGCCAGGUCCCAGGAGUUGGUGACUUUCGAGGAUGUGGCCUUAUAUUUCACGAGGAAGGAAUGGAUACAUCUGGCAAUCCACCAGAGGGACCUGUAUAGGGAGGUGAUGCUGGAGAAUUAUGGGAACAUGGUUUUGCUAGGAUUUCCAGCCUCUAAGCCUGAUGUGAUCUCCCAGCUGGAGCGAGGGGAAGAGCCAUGGGUGUUGGAUCUGCAGGAAGCUAAGGAAAAAGAUGAAUCCCAGAGAGGUUCCUGCACAGAUUCAGAAAGAACUGAGAAUGAGCAGUUAUAUGAAAGAAGGGAUAAUUUCAAAGUAGAGCCAAAUGGAGAAGCAUGGGAAAUAAUCCUGAAGGAUUUCCCCCUGGAACAUGAAUUUAGAGAAUAUUUUGAACCUGAGAGAAGCUUAAACAUUUAUCAGAGAAAUUCUACAGCAGUGAUUUUGAAGAAAUCCUCUUCCCUCGAAAAAUAUUUUAAUAAAGCCAUGAUGACUCACAAGAAAACUACUAUAGAGAACAUCACCAAAAAAUGUAAUGAACUUGGGACAGAAUCAAUACUCAUUGCACAUCAUAAAGGAAUAACAAAAGAAAAAGUCCAUGAAUGUGAUAAUUGUGGAAAAAACUUUGAGCAGAAUUCAGACCUUGAUCUACACCAGAGAAUUCAUACUGGAGAGAAGUCACACAAAUGUAAUGAAUGUGGGAAAAUUUUUAGUCGAAACUCAAACUUGAGAGAACAUAAAAAAAUUCAUACUGGAGAAAAACCAUAUAAAUGUAACAAAUGUUCAAAAGCUUUCAUUUGUAGCUCCCGGCUUAUUCAACAUCAGUUAAUUCACACUGGAGAAAAACCUUAUAGAUGUGAUGAAUGUGGUAAAGCUUUCAGUUUGAACUCACAACUUAAUAGACAUCAGAAAACUCAUACUGGAGAUAAACCAUUUGAAUGUAAUGAAUGUCAGAAAACAUUUAGUCAGAGAUCACACCUUAUUCAACAUCAAAGAAUUCAUACUGGAGAAAAACCUUAUGAAUGUGAAAAAUGUGGAAAAGCCUUUGGUCAGAAUUCUCAGCUUGUAUUACAUCAGAGAAUUCAUACAGGAGAGAGACCUCAUGCAUGUAAUGAAUGUGGAAAAACUUUCAAUCAAAGAUCACUGCUUAUUAGACAUCAAAGAAUUCACACUGGAGAGAGACCUUACAAAUGUAAUGAAUGUGGAGAAACUUUUAUUCAGAACUCACAUCUUAUUCUACAUCAGAGAAUUCACACUGGAGAAAGACCCUACAAAUGUAAGGAAUGUGGGAAAUCAUUCAGUCAAAGUUCAACUCUUGAUCAGCAUCAGAUAGUUCAUACUGGAGUAAAACCAUAUAAAUGUAAUGAGUGCGGCAAAGCCUUCAGUUGGAGUUCACGCCUUAUUCAACAUCAGCUAAUACACACUGGAGAGAAACCAUAUAAAUGUAAUAAAUGUUCAAAAGCUUUCAGUUGCAGCUCAGGCCUUAUCCUACAUCAGAGAACGCAUACUGGAGAGAAACCCUAUAAAUGUAACGAGUGUGGUAAAGGCUUCAUUCAGAGUUCACAACUUAUUCAGCAUCAAAGAAUUCAUACUGGAGAAAAACCCUAUGGAUGUGAUGAUUGUGGCAAAGCCUUUGGUCAGAGCUCACAGCUUAUUCAACAUCAAAGAAUUCAUACUGGAGAAAAACCUUAUGGAUGUGAUGAAUGUGGGAAGGCCUUUAGUCAAAGCUCACAACUUACUCUACAUCAGAGAAUUCAUACUGGAGAAAAACCUCAUAAAUGUAGUGAGUGUGGAAAAGCUUUUUGUCAGAGCUCACAACUUAGACUACACCAGAGAAUACAUACUGGAGAGAAACCCCACAAGUGUACUGAAUGUGGGAAAGCCUUCACUCAAAGCUCACUUCUUAUUAGGCACCAGAGGGUUCACACUGGUGAGAAACCUUAUGAAUGCCAUGAAUGUGGGAAAGCUUUCAGUCAGAGUUCAACUCUUGUUCAACAUCAGAUCAUUCAUACUGGAGUGAAGCUUUUCAAAUGUAAUCAAUGUGGGAAAGCUUUUAGUAGGAGUUCUUACCUCAUUCUACAUCAGAGAACUCACACCGACGAUAAAUCAAACCAAAGUAAUUAAUAUGAAAACCUUCUGAU
Dromiciops gliroides (monito del monte) is the source of this 2324-nucleotide messenger RNA. Its product is annotated as zinc finger protein 260-like. Lineage: Eukaryota; Metazoa; Chordata; Mammalia; Microbiotheria; Microbiotheriidae. The record is from RefSeq and is a predicted model, not a curated record. Bases 169 to 2307 code for a protein of 712 amino acids. The transcript has 5 exons. Gene Ontology annotation, biological process: regulation of DNA-templated transcription.